This is a messenger RNA of Limanda limanda (common dab), 1745 nucleotides long. RefSeq names its product serine and arginine rich splicing factor 7a (gene srsf7a). The record is from RefSeq and is a predicted model, not a curated record. Gene Ontology annotation, cellular component: nuclear speck. Gene Ontology annotation, biological process: mRNA splicing, via spliceosome. The coding region runs from base 215 to 955 and encodes 246 amino acids. The transcript is spliced from 8 exons. NCBI's taxonomy places the organism in Eukaryota, Metazoa, Chordata, Actinopteri, Pleuronectiformes, Pleuronectidae. Gene Ontology annotation, molecular function: zinc ion binding; RNA binding.
GCUAACGUGAAGCUAACGUGAAGCUAACCCGGCGACCGGCGGGACAGAGCAGGAGGAUCCGUGUCAGCGGCGGUUCGACGCGUGGACUCCGGAGGAAGCGACCGUCGCGGAUUCAGUUCGACCUCCGGCUGCGUUCGAGGGAAGAGAAGAGAAGAGAAGUUCCACCGGAGCCGGAAGCGGAGGCACGAAGCGGAAACUGAAGAGGUAAGGAGCCAUGUCGCACCACUCCCGGAGUUCGUCUCGGACCGGGGACUGUAAAGUGUACGUGGGCGACCUGGGCAACGGAGCUGCCAAGGGCGAGCUGGAGCGAGCGUUCAGCUACUACGGCCCCCUGAGAAGUGUGUGGGUGGCCAGGAACCCCCCCGGCUUUGCCUUCGUGGAGUUUGAGGAUCCCAGAGAUGCAGAAGAUGCUGUCAAAGGCAUGGAUGGAAAGCUUCUCUGUGGCUCCCGUGUUCGUGUGGAGUUGUCGACGGGCCUCUCCAGGAAGGGCCGCGGGCGCCCCAGCCGGCGCCAGUUUGACCCCGCGGACCGGUGUUACCAGUGUGGCGACCGAGGCCAUUACGCCUACGACUGCUACCGCUUCAGCAAGAGGGGCCGGCGCAGCAGGUCUCGCUCCCAUUCCCGGUCUCGCUCCAGGUCCAGGUCCCGUGGACGCCGUUAUCGCUCCAACACUCGCAGCCGCAGCCACAGCCGGAGCCGUCGCAGAUCUCCGUCUUACGCCAGACGCAGGAGCAGGUCUGGCUCUCCAGCCCGCACCAAGUCAAGGACUCCCGUGAGAAGUCGCUCCAGAUCCCGCUCUCGCUCUGGCUCUGCGCCCAGGAGACGCUCUGUCUCCGCGCCCAGGAGACGCUCUGUCUCUCGGUCCCGCUCACGCUCUGUUCCAGCCAACCACAAGAAGAGCAGUCGUUCCCGUUCAGGAAGUCCAAACCGAAGCCCUGCGGUAGCAGAUGCCUGAGCGAUGAAGACUAUUUGACACACACACACACACACAUGCACACACACACUCAAACACUCUGCAUUUACAGCCCUACAGCAGCUGUUUUUCUUUUGUACUUGUAUGUCUGGUCUCUGUUGUUGAAAUUGAAUUUUCUCCCCAGGGCUGCAGCUUCUGUGCAGGCUCAGAUUGUUAUAGCUGUAGUCAGUGCAGUAGGCGGAAAUCUGAUUGUUUUAAAUGUUUUGCUGCUGUUAUGGGUUGUCUCUCUUCUCAGACGAUUUAGGACGUUAAGGUAACACAGAGAGUUGCAGCUGACUUUUAGCAGUGGUUCGACAGUUCACAGUAAACUGCAGUUGAAGAAAAGCCCAGGUUUUGAGGGCGAGGACAUAGUACUGAAAAACUGCUUUUAUUCUUGAACAGUAAGUUUAUGUUCCCCCUUUGAAAUGCAAAGAUAGUUUUUUGUAUUUCACUCAUUAUGAAUUUUGAGUUUAAAUGCUGUGUAGUGUUUCCUCGUAUAAUGGCAUGAACGAAAUCUUCCUGGCCUGCAUGCCUUUAAAUAUGUGACGUCACAUUCCUACUGCUUGUCGUGUCUGUGAUGCACGGCCCUUUUUACAAACCGAUCAGCUUCCCUCCUUGCAGAAAAAGACUUUUUCACCCCCCGUGUGUGGAUUCCUCAUUUGUUCCUGUGACUUUUUGAUUUUAAAGUACGUAUGAACAGCGCUGAAGUUUGAUUUGACCGUUUGGCUCUGUUCCUGGCUUCUACAGUGAGACAGCGGCAGUUUUAUUUUUGAAUAAACCUCUUCAACAAAAA